Hibiscus syriacus is the source of this 1904-nucleotide messenger RNA. Its product is annotated as carotenoid 9,10(9',10')-cleavage dioxygenase 1-like. The transcript has 14 exons. The record is from RefSeq and is a predicted model, not a curated record. Gene Ontology annotation, molecular function: carotenoid dioxygenase activity. Gene Ontology annotation, cellular component: chloroplast stroma. NCBI's taxonomy places the organism in Eukaryota, Viridiplantae, Streptophyta, Magnoliopsida, Malvales, Malvaceae. The coding region runs from base 63 to 1712 and encodes 549 amino acids. Gene Ontology annotation, biological process: carotene catabolic process.
ACAAUAAUCACACAUACUUGCCGUUGUCUCCUACCACUAUCAGUUGGAUACAUUGGAGAGAAAUGGCGGAGGAAAAGGUGAAGCUGGUGAACGGUGACGGCGUCGGAGGUGGAAAGGGAAUCGUGGAGGUGAACCCCAAGCCCCAGAAAGGGCUAAGUGCGACGCUGAUUGACUGGUUUGAGCAGUUGAUAGUGAAAUUUAUGUACGAUUCUUCUAAGCCUCAACACUAUCUCUCCGGUAACUUCGCGCCUGCUCCGACGGAAACUCCACCCACCCAAUAUCUUCCCGUCAAAGGCCAUCUCCCUGAAUGCUUGAAUGGCGAAUUCGUAAGGGUUGGGCCCAACCCCAAGUUUGCCCCUGUUGCUGCAUAUCACUGGUUUGAUGGAGAUGGAAUGAUUCAUGGUAUGCGCAUCAAGGAUGGAAAGGCGACAUACGUGUCUCGUUAUGUCAAGACAUCACGUCUUAAACAGGAAGAGUAUUUCGGAGGGGCAAAAUUUAUGAAGGUCGGAGACCUUAAAGGAUUAUUUGGACUGCUCAUGGUCAAUAUAUAUAAGCUGAGAGAAAAGGCUAAAGUGUUAGAUCUAUCAUACGGGAAUGGGACUGCUAAUACAGCUCUUAUAUAUCACCAUGGGAAACUUCUGGCACUUCAAGAGGCAGAUAAACCUUAUGUCCUAAAAGUUUUGGAGGAUGGCGAUCUCCAAACUCUUGGCAUGCUUGAUUAUGACAAGCGAUUAUCACAUUCCUUCACUGCUCAUCCGAAGGUUGAUCCAGUCACUGGUGAGAUGUUUACUUUUGGCUAUGGACACGAACCUCCUUAUAUUACAUACAGAGUUAUUUCAAAAGAUGGUUUCAUGCACGACCCAGUACCAAUAACAAUAGCAGAUCCAAUCAUGAUGCAUGACUUUGCAAUUACUGAAAAUUAUGCAAUUUUCUUGGAUCUUCCUUUGCAUUUUAGACCAAAGGAAAUGGUUAAAGAAAAGAAGCUGAUAUACUCAUUUGAUGCUUCAAAGAAGGCUCGUUUUGGUGUGCUUCCACGAUAUGCAAAAGAUGAUCGCCUAAUCAGAUGGUUUGAGCUUCCUAAUUGCUUUAUCUUCCAUAAUGCGAAUGCUUGGGAGGAGGGAGAUGAAGUUGUUCUGAUCACUUGCCGCCUUCAAAAUCCAGAUCUGGACAUGGUCAAUGGGGAGGUCAAAGAUAAGCUUGAUAAUUUUACAAAUGAGCUGUAUGAGAUGAGAUUCAACAUGAAAAGUGGUUGUGCUCUACAAAAGAAAUUAUCUGCUUCUGCUGUAGAUUUCCCCAGGGUGAACGAAUACUACACUGGCAGGAAACAAAGGUAUGUGUAUGGAACCAUUUUGGACAGCAUUGCAAAAGUCACAGGGAUUGUGAAAUUUGAUCUGCACACGGAACCAGAGGUCGGAAAAACAAAGAUUGAAGUUGGGGGAAAUGUUGCAGGGGUCUUUGACUUGGGUCCUGGUAGAUUUGGUUCAGAAGCUGUUUUUGUGCCUUGUGAACCGGGGACCACUGGUGAAGAGGAUGAUGGCUACUUGAUAUUCUUUGUACAUGAUGAAAAUACCGGAAAAUCUGCAGUGAAUGUGAUUGAUGCAAAAACAAUGUCAGCAGAUCCUGUUGCGGUUGUCGAGCUACCCCACAGGGUUCCUUAUGGGUUCCAUGCAUUCUUUGUGACAGAGGAACAACUUCAAGAGCAAGCAAUAUAGAAAUGGUUGGGAUUUUUCUUUUCGGCCAGCGGAGGAAUGAAGAUAUGCAAUUGCCUUUGUUUAAUAGACAGACAUUAUAAUAUAUAUCCUGUAAUAAUAAUGCCUCUCCAGUAUACAGAAAUAUUACCUGUUUGCGCAUGGGUAAAAGAUACUAUAAUUUUUAUAUAUCCGAUGUUGGAUGAGGUUUCUUCA